AGUUUUGAAAGAAUACUAACCAACACCCCAUAAGCAGUAAGCUCGUCGCCGGACCAGUCCGACGCCCUGACUGCCGCAUUGCCCCGUCACUCUCUGGCUGCCUGCUCCGCCGCCUCACGCCCUCACUCGCUGACCGCCGGAUUUGUUGCUUGAUUCCGACAAACCACGAACGAGGGCUGAAUUUAUUACGGAGUACAAUAAUUUGAACAAGUACUGUUCUAAAAAGAAUAGUGAGGCUGUCAAGCUGAUCUCAAACUUUUUUAUUAUAGGAUGGCAAAUUAUUAUGACAUUGAUGAUAUUUUAGCUGAAGAAGAGCUUGUUCCAGCUGUAUUCCAGAAAACUGCCAAUGCAGUUGGGAUAUUUGAUUGCUGUGAUGAUAUGAAUAAGGUAGGAGCUGGUAUGGAAGUAGAAAUGCCGUUUUGGCUUGCCCGUGAGCUAUAUGUGAAACUAGCAGUGAAGAUUAAAGUUCCAUCAUGCUUUGACACCAAGGAAAGACCAAGAGAUAGACAUCGGGAUGAACCUCUCAAAAGGAGGGAUAGAACAAAGGAUGAGAUUGGAGCUGACGCUGCACAUGUGGAUUUGAGAGGCCGAUGCCCAUAUUUUUAUGACUUUGGAUGCAAGAUAGCAAGACUAACAGGUGACAAAACAAUAGGGCCUUUUCUGUUGGUUGCAUUUCGGACCAGAUACAAAGAAGUGUUGAUCAAGGCAUACACUGCUGCAUCUGCAGUGGCUUCCAAACACUUAACAAUUCUAACACAGGAAGAGAUGAAAUUGUACGAGGCUGGGCAAUCCUCAACAAUGGCUUUCAAGAAAUGGCGGAUGGGUGGACCUAGACUGCAGAAAGCUUCUGUGCUUGGGGGAAAGAGAAAGGGCAGAUUUUAGUGUGGACCAUGGUCCACGUAGCACUGUGGAUCAGGGAGGAAAAAAAACGGAUUUCGUUAAAAAUGACAGACGGUAAAUUCUGGUAACGUUGUGAUUGCGAUCUUUUACUCGAUUUCUCUCAUCCUUGUUCUUCUCAUCGUCUCCCAUACUCAUUUUGCAAUUUUCUACUCAACCAUUGAUCAAACAACAAAUAGAAGCAAUCAGAGUUUAUGCGAUUGGCGUGAUUGAUGUGA
This is a messenger RNA of Ipomoea triloba (trilobed morning glory), 1115 nucleotides long. Its product is annotated as probable DNA replication complex GINS protein PSF3. The record is from RefSeq and is a predicted model, not a curated record. Gene Ontology annotation, biological process: mitotic DNA replication initiation. The transcript is spliced from 7 exons. NCBI's taxonomy places the organism in Eukaryota, Viridiplantae, Streptophyta, Magnoliopsida, Solanales, Convolvulaceae. Bases 271 to 882 code for a protein of 203 amino acids. Gene Ontology annotation, cellular component: GINS complex.